GUGUGCAGCUACACCAGCGACCUGGGCGCAGGAAUUCGCCCACAGACCCCGGACACGCGGUCGCCGUCCGCCCUGUCCACGGAGACCUUUGGCGACGGUCGGGACACUGACGAGGCAAGUACUCCGAGGAAUCUGUGGCCAGCGACACCAACUCCUUCGCCGAGGUAUUUGGAGGCACCUCUCAGCUUCCUGAUGCCAAUCGUGCCGGGCCCUCGCACGGACUCGAUGGUGUCAGCCUGCCAGGACCUGGAGAGCCGAUAUACUCAACUGAACGUAAACGCGAAGGCUUUCGUGCCUGCCGGAAACUACAACUGCACUCCUCUUGGUCAGAGGUUCCAGGCUCCUAGUGACCCAGAACCAGUGGCAAACACUGCACAAGGUGUCGCCGCGGAAGUCAACGAGGAGCCGCACGUGCCGAGCAGUGUAAGCCAAGGAGGCUUUGCGAGCAGCUUAGAGGUCCCAAACAUGGGAUCAGCGCUUCACUCCGCAGGUGAAUGCAAGCCCUGCGCGUGGUUUUGGAAGUCCAGAGGCUGCACGAAUGGAUAUGCCUGUGAUUAUUGCCAUUUGUGUCCUUCCGGCGCCUUGAAGGAGCGUAAGAAGGCGAAAGUUGCAGCAAUUCGAUCAGGCGUCCUGGCUCCACAGGGUCCUGCUCGAGACCGAAGCUCAAGCUGUAGCUGA
Molecule: messenger RNA, 678 nt
Organism: Symbiodinium sp. CCMP2456
Lineage: Eukaryota; Dinophyceae; Suessiales; Symbiodiniaceae
Source: the annotation of a GenBank genome assembly